AUGCCCGCCGCCGAGCCCGAGCACAGCCCCGCCGAGCCGCAGGCGCCUGCCGCCGCCGAGCCGCUGCGCCGCGGCCGCCGCAGGAAGGCCAAGGACGAGGGCGCGGAGAGGAAGGUGAAGCGGCGCGGUAAGGCCGAGGGCGAGCAGGCGCAGCCCGAGGAGAGCGGGCUGGGGGAUGGCGACCUCGAGCCGCCCCUGUCCAAGAAGACGAAGAAAAUCAAGGAGAACAGCAGCGGUUUGGUGGGAGAGAGCGACGUCGCACAGCACGCCCUGGAAUCUUCCUCCACUGCGAGCGACAGCGGGACAGCCCCGGCUGCCCAAGGCGGGGCCGGCGGAGAGCAGGACAGCGACGCCGAGGAGCUGACAGAAGAAGCAAAGGAAGGCGCCUUCUCUAAUUUUCCUCUCUCCCAAAACACUGUCAACCUUCUCACAGCUCGAGGUGUAAAAUACCUGUUCCCUGUGCAAGCGAAGACUUUCCAGUCCAUAUAUGAUGGCAAAGACCUCAUUGCUCAAGCUCGAACGGGAACCGGGAAAACCCUUUCCUUUGCUCUUCCACUGAUUGAAAAACUCCAGAGUGUCUCACAGGAUGGGAGAAGAGGCCGUGCACCCAAAGUGCUGGUUCUUGUUCCAACCAGGGAACUGGCUACUCAGGUAGCCAAAGACUUCAAGAAUCUCACAAGGAAACUGUCAGUUGCUUGUUUUUAUGGAGGAACUCCAUAUAAAGAACAGCUUGAUCUCCUUAGAAGUGGCAUUGAUAUUCUGGUGGGAACUCCUGGGCGGAUCAAAGACCACGUCCAGAAUAGCAAGCUGGAACUUUCUAGCGUGAAGCAUGUUGUUUUGGAUGAAGUAGAUCACAUGUUAGACAUGGGCUUUGCUGAACAAGUGGAAGAAAUCUUAGGAUUUGCUUAUAAAAAAGGCUCUGAGAACAACCCUCAGACACUGCUGUUUUCUGCGACUUGUCCGCGGUGGGUUUAUGAUGUAGCAAAAAAGUACAUGAAAGAUGAGUAUGAACAGAUUGACCUGAUUGGAAAGAAGACCCAAAGGACAGCCACAACUGUGGAGCACUUGGCAAUCCAGUGCCGCUCCUCUCAGAGAGCAGGAGUUCUUGGGGACAUCAUCCAGGUCUACAGUGGCAGCCGUGGGCGGACCAUUGUCUUCUGUGAGACCAAGAAGGAGGCAAAUGAGCUGGCCAUGAAUGCCUCACUCAAACAGGAUGCCCAGUCCUUGCAUGGAGACAUUCCACAGCAACAGAGAGAAGUUACAUUAAAAGGCUUCAGAACUGGUGUGUUUGAAGUUCUGAUUGCAACAAAUGUAGCUGCCCGUGGUUUGGAUAUUCCUGAGGUUGACCUUGUUAUACAGUGCUCACCACCAAAAGAUGUUGAUUCCUACAUCCACCGUUCCGGGCGGACGGGCCGCGCUGGCCGGACCGGGAUCUGCAUUUGUUUGUUUCAGAGAAGAGAAGAAGAUCUUCUGAAACAAGUCGAGCACAAAGCGGGGAUUACAUUUAAGCGUGUGGGCGUUCCCUCUGCUACAGAUGUAAUUAAAGCUUCAACUAAUGAUGCCAAAAAGUUGCUGGAGGCCAUUCCUGCUUCUGCAGUCGACUACUUCAGAAAAUCUGCUGAAGAACUCAUAGAGGAGAAGGGAGCAGUGGCUGCCCUGGCUGCAGCCCUGGCCCAUAUUUCAGGGGCAGCUUACAUCCAGCAGCGCUCCUUGCUCAACUCCACGCCUGGCUUUGUGACCAUGGUGUUGAAGUGUUCCAUAGAGAUGCACACCAUGGGCUAUGCCUGGCGGGGGCUCAAAGAACAGCUUGGGGAGGAAGUGGAUGACAAAGUGUCUGCAAUGCGUUUCCUCAAGGGGAAGAUGGGAGUCUGCUUUGAUAUCCCUGUUGAUGAACUGAGUAACAUACAGGAACAGUGGAAGGACACCAGGCGCUGGCAGCUGUCGGUGGCAAAGGAGUUGCCUGAACUGGAAGAGUAUCCCCAGGAGGCAGGACGAGGGUUCUCAAAGUUUGGAAAUGGAAGGCAAGGCAACUUCAAGAGGAACAGCUGGUUCAAGAGUGGGAACCGAGGACUUUAACAGAACACUCGAUUAACCUCCAGUACAGACAUGGGACUGAGCUGAAUUUUAUCAAACAGUAAAAGCCUGUUAGACGCUC
Molecule: messenger RNA, 2155 nt
Organism: Neopelma chrysocephalum (saffron-crested tyrant-manakin)
Lineage: Eukaryota; Metazoa; Chordata; Aves; Passeriformes; Pipridae
Product: nucleolar RNA helicase 2-like
Exons: 15
Coding region: 1-2076 (691 amino acids)
Molecular function (GO): helicase activity; ATP binding; RNA binding
Source: RefSeq, a predicted model, not a curated record